Molecule: messenger RNA, 3227 nt
Organism: Marmota monax (woodchuck)
Lineage: Eukaryota; Metazoa; Chordata; Mammalia; Rodentia; Sciuridae
Product: CD109 antigen-like
Cellular component (GO): extracellular region
Molecular function (GO): endopeptidase inhibitor activity
Source: RefSeq, a predicted model, not a curated record
AUGGACACUGUCCAGAUCAUGAAUUAUACGGUCCCCCAAAAUGGAAUCUUUAAGAUUGAAUUCCCAAUCCUGGACAACUCCAGUGAGCAACAGCUGAGGGCUUAUUUUCUUGCUAGUGUAAGUAGCAUGGCAGUUCAUGGCAUGUUUACAUCUCCUAGUAAGACAUACAUCCAGCUAAAAGCAAGAGAUGAAAAUAUAAAGAUGGGAUCACCUUUUGAAUUGGUGGUCAAUGGCAACAAGCAAUUGAAGGAAUUUAGCUAUAUGGUAAUAUCCAAGGGACAGUUGGUGGCUGUAGGCAAACAAAAUACAACAACCUUCUCUUUAAUACCAGAAAGUUCUUGGGCACCAAAGGCUUGUAUAAUUGUGUAUUAUGUUGAAGAUGAUGGAGAAAUUAUAAAUGAUGCCUUAAAAAUUCCUGUUCAGCUUAUUUUUAAAAAUAAGAUAAAGCUGUUUGGGAGCAAAGCUAAUGCUGAACCUUCUGAGAAAGUCUCUCUCAGGGUCUCUGUAACACAGCUGGACUCAGUAGUUGAGAUUGUAGCUGUUGACAAAAGUGUGAAUCUGAUGAAUGCCUCAAAUGAUAUUACAAUGGAAAAUGUGGUCCAUGACUUGGAACUUUAUAACACAGGAUAUUAUUUAGGCAUGUUUAUGAAUUCUUUUGCUGUCUUUAAGGAAUGUGGUCUCUGGGUAUUGACCGGUGCAAACCUUGUGAAGGAUUAUGUUGAUAUUGUUUAUGAUACUUCGGAGUAUGCUGAGAUGUUUGUGGAGGAAACCCAGGGGUAUCUAGUAGAUAUUAAUGAUUUUUCUUCAUUUAGCAACCCACGUGUAAGAAAGCAUUUUCCAGAGACUUGGAUUUGGCUAGACACUGAUAUGGAAUCCAAGAUUUACCCGGAAUUUGAAGUUACAGUACCUGACUCUAUCACUUCUUGGGUGGCUACUGCUUUUGUGAUCUCCGAAGACUUAGGUCUUGGGUUAACAACUGCCCCAGUGGAGCUACAAGCCUUCCAACCAUUUUUCAUUUUUUUGAAUCUUCCCUACUCUGUUAUCAGAGGUGAAGAAUUUGCUUUGGAAGUAACCAUAUUCAAUUAUUUGAAAGAGGCCACUGAGGUUAAGGCAAUCAUUGAGAAAAGUGAUGGAUAUGAUAUUCUAUUGACUUCGAAUGAAAUCAAUGCCACAGGACACCAGCAGACCAUUCUGGUUCCCAGUGAGGAUGGGGCAACUGUUGUUUUUCCUGUCAGGCCAGCACAUCUGGGAGAAAUUCCUAUCACAGUUAUGGCUAUUUCACCCACUGCUUCUGAUGCUAUCACCCAGAGGAUUUUAGUAAAGGCUGAAGGAAUAGAAAAAUCAUAUUCACAGUGCAUCCUACUAGACUUGACUGACAACAAACUGCAAACCACCAUGAAAUCUUUCAGUUUCUCAUUUCCUCCUGAUAUGGUCAGUGGCAGUGAAAGAAUUCAGAUCACUGCAGUGGGAGAUGUUCUUGGGCCUUCCAUCAAUGGCUUAGCCUCGCUGAUUCGGAUGCCUUAUGGCUGCGGUGAACAGAACAUGAUCAAUUUCGCUCCAAAUAUCUACAUUUUGGAUUAUCUGACAAAGAAGAAACAACUGACAGAUAUUAUAAAAGAAAAAUCACUUUCAUUUAUGAGGCAAGGUUACCAGAGGAAACUUCUCUACCAGAGGGAUGAUGGCUCCUUCAGUGCUUUUGGGAAUAAUGACCCUUCUGGGAGCAUUUGGUUCGCUUUUGUUUUAAGAUGUUUCCUUGAAGCUGAUCCUUACAUAGAUAUUGAUCAGAAUGUGUUACACAGGACAUAUACUUGGCUCAAAGGACAUCAGAAAUCCAAUGGUGAAUUUUGGGAGCCAGGAAGAGUGAUCCAUAGUGAACUUCAAGGUAGCAAUAAAAGUCCAGACACAGCCUAUAUUGUGACUUCUCUCCUGGGAUACAAGAAGUAUCAGCCUAAUAUUGAUGUUCAAGACUCUGUCACAUUUUUGGAGUCUGAAUUCAGUAGAGGAAUUUCAGACAAUUACACUCUAGCUCUUAUAACUUACGCGUUGUCAUCAGUGAAAAGUCCUAAAGCAAAGGAAGCUUUGAAUUUGCUGACUGAGCAUGCAGAACAAGAAGGAGGCAUGCAAUUCUGGGUGUCAUCAGUAUCCACGUUUUCUGAGUCCUGGCAACCAUGCUGUCUGGAUAUUGAAGUUGCAGCUUAUGCACUACUUUCACACUUUCUGCAGUUUCAGAUUUCCAAGGGAAUCCCAAUUAUGAGGUGGCUAAGCAGGCAGAGAAAUAGCUUGGGAGGCUUUGCAUCUACCCAGGAUACCAUUGUGGCCUUAAAGGCCCUGUCUGAAUUUGCAGCUCUAAUGAAUACAGAAAGGACAAAUGGCCAAGUGACUGUGCUGCAGCCUAGCUCAUCGAGUCCCGUAAAGUUUCUGAUCGAUACACAGAACCGCUUUCUCCUUCAGACAGCAGAGAUUGCUGUAGUACAGCCAACUACAGUUAAUAUUUCUGUAAGUGGUUUUGGAUUUGCUAUUUGUCAGUUCAAUGUUAUUUAUAAUGUGAAAGAUUCAGGGUCUUUUAGAAGAAAAAGGUCUAUCCAAAAGCAAGAAGGCUUUGAUUUAGAUGUUGAAGUAAAAGAUAAUAAAGAUGAUGUCAAUCAUGUGAAUUUCAAUGUGUGUACAAGGUUUUUGGGCCCAGAUAGGAGUGGCAUGGCCCUUACGGAAGUUAACCUUCUUAGUGGCUUUACUGUGCCUUCAGAUGCAAUUCCUCUAAGCGAGACAGUGAAGAAGGUGGAACAUGAUCAUGGAAAGCUCAACCUCUAUUUAGAUUCUGUAAAUUAAACCCAAUUUUGUACUGAUAUUCCUGCUGUGAGAAACUUUAAGGUUUCAAAUGCCCAAGAUGCUUCUGUAUCCAUAGUGGAUUACUAUGAACCAAGGAGACAGGCGGUGAGAAGUUACAACUCCAGAGUGAAGCUGUCCUCUUGUGACCUUUGUGGAGAUGUCUAGGGCUGCCAUCCUUGUGAGGAUGGAGCUUUAGGCUCCCUUCAUCACUCUUCAAUCCUUGUUAUUUCCUGUGUCAUGCUCCUGUUCUCUCUGCAAUGUUGGUUGUAACUUAUUUUUAAAGGACUCCAUGUAAAAUGAACAUUUCCAAAAGUCAUAUGUGAUUUUUUUCAUAAUCCAAUAUUGCCUCUGACCUAUUUGAAAAACAUUUUUUCCCACCUUCUGUGGGACUUGGGAGAUGG